UAGUGGGGUGGGACUUAAAAAUUGUGUUCGUCUUGGCGGCGCUCUUCUGUGUUUUUUAACUUCCUGUUGUGUGUCUGCUGUGAUGUAUCCUGAUCUGUUUAUCGUCUGUUUCUUGUUGUGCCUCCAGGCUUUGAGUUGUAGCUGACUUUGGGAAGGAAGGACUCCGUCAUGUCAGCCACUCAGAACAUGCGUGUGGAUGGAGUCCUCACACAGAACAACCUUGGAUGGCGCAGCUCAGAAAACUUCACCUCCUUGUGUCCCAACGGGUCCAAAUGGGUCUGGGAAGGGCUCGGGGAGUGUGCCCAGGAUGGGAGGGACAUGGCCAGCGUCUUUCUCGGCCUCCUGUCCAUCGUUUGUUUCUUGGUGUCUUCUCUUCCACAGUACUACAGCUCGUGGAAGAAAGGGAAUAUGGACAGCGCCCUGUCCAUCUGGUUUCUACUGCUGUGGUUGGGAGGGGAUUCCUGUAACCUGGUGGGCUCCUAUUUGGCUGACCAGCUUCCUAUUCAGAAAUACACAGCAAUUUAUUACGUCUGUGCCGACCUGGUGAUGCUGGGCAUGUACACCUACUACAAGAUCCGACACAGAACCACUCAAAGGGAAACGAUGUUACACGCARUCAGUGUGUUUUGCAUUCUGGGCCUGACUUCAAGCCUCGCUUCUCUWCAGUUACCAGGGUCAGAACCUGAAAGGACCUCCGGGUUCAGAAGUCGCUCUUUACUCUCAGCCUCUGAUGAUGGCUCCUUCCAGCCUUUCACGAAGAAUGAAAUUAUUGGUUUUGCCAUUGGGUCGUUGUCGUCAGUCCUCUACCUCUGCUCCAGACUCCCACAGAUGUACACCAACUUCAAGAGGAAGUCGACAGAGGGGGUGUCGUACUUCUUGUUUGCACUCGUCAUCUUGGGGAACACUACGUACGGUCUGAGUGUCCUGCUGAAGAACCCUGACCUGGGAAACAGUGAGAGCAGCUACCUGGUUCACCACCUGCCCUGGCUCGUCGGCAGUCUCGGCACCCUCUCCUUGGACCUCAUU
Molecule: messenger RNA, 1026 nt
Organism: Austrofundulus limnaeus
Lineage: Eukaryota; Metazoa; Chordata; Actinopteri; Cyprinodontiformes; Rivulidae
Product: lysosomal amino acid transporter 1 homolog
Cellular component (GO): membrane
Molecular function (GO): basic amino acid transmembrane transporter activity
Source: RefSeq, a predicted model, not a curated record